UGAUUAAGAUGCCAGAUAGCAGUUAUUUUACUUACGAACAUGAACAAAAAAAAAAAAAUGGUUCUUCAAUGUCAGUUAAUUCGUUUUUGUUCAGUGUGAAAGCUCAAAUUUCAGUAUAAAAAUGGCACAUUCAGUUUAUUUGCCUAUAAAUAACAAUUAAAUGAGACAUACAACUGUAAAAGUUACCAAGGCACUCUUAGGAUACAAUUUAUUUGAAUUGAUUUAAAUGAAAAUAUGCUUUGAGUGCUCCAAGAGAGUAGAAAAGCUCUCUAUAAGAAUCAACUAUUUAAAUACCAACUGUGACUAGCAAUACCUGUGAUACUGUAUAUAACCCAUAGAGGGCAUUAAAAAUAAAAGUACCAAUGUGGUCUAGCGCAGAUUAGUAUGCAACAUAACAACAGGAUCUACAUAAAGAUUACAUUUUAACUGUAACAUCCUUGUGUUUUUUAUGUAAUAAGUUUUUAUGGUCAUUGUUUUUAUCUCUGGCCUGGUGAUAAGGACAUUGGAAAGUUAUCUUUUAUGCUUUUUAUCCAUAGAGCCCAUUUUCACCUCACAGUUUCAUAACUAAUAUUGAUUUUGUGCUUGUUUUUCAUGUGGAAAUGUUAAAUAACAACCCCGAAGUUACUGAUCUUUGUACAGUCCACAAGUUCCAUCAGUGACACAAAAUAAACACAAGAAAGUGCACGCAAAUCACAUUUCGUUUGUACUGUCCUAUUUGAAUUAGAGCACAGUUGAAGGUGGACUUUUUUUUCCCUCUCUGCAGUGUGUAUCAGGUUCAAACAGCAGAAUGAAGAUGGCCGACCGUCCCCCAGUGCAACCCAGAUGUACAGGAAGCAGCAAUGUGAAGCAAAACUAGAGACCCCGCUGUGUUUAGAUGAUGACUGGUUUUCUAAAUGCCCGCCUGGCUGCAGACUCCAAGGUUUGAUCUCACAGAUGGAAAACAAAGUGGAAAGAAAACUGCGGGAGGUGUGUAAAACAGCAGAGAUGUAUGAAGAUGCAACAGAGAAGUCCAUGACUACAAUGACUCACAUAUACAACUUUAACCGGCGAGUCAUCAUCAACAGAUACAUGUUUAAGCUGAAAUUCGUGGAACAAGCAGAAGAAUUGGGCAGAAAUUUCACAACGCUACAGAAACGAUCAAGCAGUCUGUCCCAACAGAUAAAAAAACUGAUUAGCAAACUGCAGAAACAGACAGAGGAGCUAUAUCGAACAGAGGUGGACAUUGACAUGAAGCUACGAGCCUGUCGCGGGUCUUGCCAGUCUGUGCUGCCAUUUGAAAUUGAUCAUCCCGACUAUCACAUCCUUCGAACUCACAUGGAAGACAUGGACAAGACUCUAAACAGAAGAGCCAAAGCACCUUUACCUCCUGCAGGCAUCCCACAUAUUAAGCUCCAGCCUAUAGACAUAGUCCCAGAACCAGCUGAAGGAUACAAGACGAUCCCGACAGUCCAGAAAGAACUACUGACCCAAUUUGAGGACAUUGAACAGAAUCAGAUCAUUUUGGAGGAGCUACUGGAGGAGUUAGAGGAUGUAAAUGAUCACAAUCAUGUAGAAAGGUUUAAUUAAAUAUGGGGCUGACAGAAAACAAGGAAGCACAUUGUAAUCUUGUUACUUAAAUAACCAUUAUUUUGUUUCAUCUGCAAAGUUUAGCUAUCGUUUCAGUUUAUAUUUGGAUCAGCAAUGUGAGUAGUUUGUGGGCUAGUCUUUUCCAUAUUUUUCGGUGGUAUGUCAUUUGAAUAGAUGAGAUAACAUGAAGAAUAACUCUGAUUUAUGACAUGCUGUUUUACAGUUCAAUCCAGGGGCAUUUUUGAUUAAAAACAAUGGGGGGGAAAAGCCUUUUGGUGAAUUUAAAUAUAGUUAAACUACUAACGUUAAUGAUGCAGUCUGUGUUCUGCUGGGAAACUUUGAGUCAAGGUAUUAGUGGAUGUUACUGUGACAUCUCCCUAAACACACCCACAGUACACUCCCACUUUUGGCAGUGGAACUGCCUUACAGCAUCUGCUUUGUCAGGCAAGAGAAUAGACCCCACAAGCAAAAGCUAGCUUGUGUUAUUACAUUGAAGAGGUGGACUGUGCUUUUUUCAAAGGAUGAUGGGAGUAGACAGUAUUACUAAUUCUGUGCCUUAUCAAUGCACCUGAGAAAUUCUCCUGUUACCUCCAUUCAUUAUCCAGACAAUGCACUCCUGUUUGGUCAUCUGUUAUUUACCUCACAAACUCCAUGAUUAGGCAAUAAAACUAUUACUUUACCCUCGCUGUGCAGUCAUUGCUUUAUGCAACUUACUAAAUUUUAUUUGUGUAAGUGAAAAUGCUGUCUGAAUGGUUACAAGUUGCUAUCCAUUGUAUCCUUAUUCUGUUUUAUUAAAUAGUUUCUGAU
Molecule: messenger RNA, 2373 nt
Organism: Maylandia zebra (zebra mbuna)
Lineage: Eukaryota; Metazoa; Chordata; Actinopteri; Cichliformes; Cichlidae
Product: fibrinogen alpha chain
Biological process (GO): platelet activation; blood coagulation, common pathway; fibrinolysis
Cellular component (GO): fibrinogen complex
Molecular function (GO): signaling receptor binding; protein-macromolecule adaptor activity; extracellular matrix structural constituent
Source: RefSeq, a predicted model, not a curated record